GCCGGUCUGAAAGAAAAGAAAGUUCCGUGAUUCCUCAAGGGGUGAACAAUAUUCCAAGGACGGUUCUAUAUGUGUCCCAUGUGUUCUGCCGAUGUUGUCUUCGUCACGUGGUAACCGGCUGAAUUACAGAGAUGAAUAUCCAGAAGCCCGAGGGUCUUUUGUCGGUGGUUUUACCUACUGAACUUGCGUCUUCGCCCAGUUCACGACAGCUUAUUAUGAAUCAAGACCAACAGGAUGAAGAAGCAUCGGAUUGUCCACUUCUGACACCCAGUCCACGAAUUGACGAUGCGCUCGAUUCCAGCGCGAUUUUCGUUUCCCUGGAGGGAAAUCCCGUGGAAUCGAUUCCGCCGCCGACACUCGAGAACAUUAAUAGGGAAGAUGGGCUUAGCGAAUUCAUGAAUAUAGUGAACAGUUCGAGCAAAGCUCUGAACGACGAGCCGAGCUCCCGUGAUCCAAUGGUCGAGUCGUCGAGCAGCGGGAGCAGCAGCGAUACGAAUGGACCGGUUUGCGCGCAAUUGUUGACGCAGCUGAACACAGCGUAUCAACAUCUCGCUCCUGAUGCACAAGCGUUGUUUUACAAUCAGGAGAAUGGCGGGAAGCCACCGUUGGUUGGGAUCCAGCUGGUGGUGCCGAAGCCGCCCAAGGAUUAUCGUUUCAUGAAGUGGAAUUGGCCGUUGAUACGGAAGACGUGCUUCUGGUCUCUGAUGUCGGUGCUCGCUGGCUGCAUGGCGCUCGUGGUUGGCGUUAUUGCCACGAUGCCAAAGAAGUGUGAUCCGCGGGUGCAAUGGUGGCAAGGCAGUAUAUUCUACGAGAUAUUCCCAGCGUCUUUUCAGGACUCGUCCAAGGUCGGCGACGGUAUCGGCGAUCUUCGUGGCGUAACUAUGCAUCUGGAUUAUUUGAAAAAGCUCGGCGUUCGGGGUGUCCGUUUGAACUCGAUAUUCCCGGCGGACCACUAUCCCGAAUAUUAUAUGAACAUCACGAGUCUGACCGACCUGAAUAAACAGCUGGGCACGUUGAACGAUCUCGACGUGCUCGUGCGGGAGAUCCAUAGACGGAACAUGAGCCUGAUAUUGGAUCUGCCUAUUUAUCCAUUUGUGACGACCCUGUACGACGAGACGGUGCCUGUCGACAAGCUGAACAGAACCGACAAAGCGGUGCGCGAGAGAAGAGACGUUACGACGGAUGAUAUAGUUCUGGGGGAUGACGUGGUGGUGUCGACGACACCGUCGGUGUCGCUGCAUGCGAUACCGGACGCGUUGUCCUCGAUACCACCGUCAGCCUUGGACGAACCGCCGCGACAGCAAGCUCUGACAUCGAAUCACAUUAACGCCGCGACGGAGAAUCCCGUCACAACUGCGAUCAAGUUCUGGUUACAAAAAGGGGUCGAUGGAUUCUAUCUGAAAGGGCUGGAGCACUAUGUGGAUGAGGUGUCAUUCACGGAUAGUCUGGGCCACUGGAAGACCCUGCUCGGACACGAGAAAAUUCUCAUUUGUCAUAUGGACGCUUUAAAAGCGGCGAAAACCGACGCAGCUAAAGAUUCCAUUCUGACGAAUGUGGAUCUCGUGGAAGUUACGCUUCGCCUGGCAAACGGGACCAAGGAGAUUAAGAGACAGGUGGAGGAGGUCACGAAGGGUUUGUUGUUCGAGAAACCCGGUUACUCGUGGGUGCAAUGGUCCAUUGGCGGAGUGGACUCAAAGAGAGUGGCUUCCAGCAUUACCGUGAAGAACGCAACAAUUGCUGCCUCUUUGUUGGGAAUGAUGCUGCCAGGCACACCGAAUAUAUUCUAUGGGGACGAGAUAGGUAUACUGGACUGCGAAUGCGAGGAUCACAAAGAUCUCGCUCACGUGCACAACCUAGCUCCCAUGUAUUGGGGCCCGAAUGAUGGUUCCGAUAAUAGGUUCGCGUCCAUUGGCGUCACGGCCUGGCUACCGGAGGCUAAGCAGCCAUUGGAGACAAGCUUGAUGGGAAAUAUAGCAGAGAUGGCUAGACUUCGAUCUGAAACUACUCCGAUUUAUGUUAAAGCGGUGCUGAAAGAUAACCAGGUGUUGGCCAACUGUGAUAUUAGGUAUGCGGACGAUGAAGUAAUCGUGAUAGAACGAUGGUAUCCACGACGUAAUUCGUACGUCUUCGUGGCCAACUUAGGCAACAGCACGCAAACAAAGGAUUUAUCUUUCCUUUAUUAUGGUGGCCAUGUUGUUGUUGGUCCGACAUACAGGUUGAACAAGGAUGUGUACUUCAAGGAGCUUACUGUGCCUCCGGGCGAGGCAUUCGUUAUAAAACUCGAUAAAUGAAAUGAAGAUUCACGUAACAUUCAUUUUACAUCUGACGAAGAUUUUUAGCUUUUUCGAUUGACACUUAAACCCGUCUCGAAGCCAAACUGAUCAAAUUCACAAAAUACUAAAGUAACGAAAGCUGGCGAUAUUUUGCGUACACACACA
Messenger RNA from Dufourea novaeangliae, 2438 nucleotides. RefSeq names its product maltase A2-like. Gene Ontology annotation, biological process: carbohydrate metabolic process. The transcript has 8 exons. Lineage: Eukaryota; Metazoa; Arthropoda; Insecta; Hymenoptera; Halictidae. The coding region runs from base 132 to 2291 and encodes 719 amino acids. The record is from RefSeq and is a predicted model, not a curated record.